This is a messenger RNA of Aethina tumida (small hive beetle), 1039 nucleotides long. RefSeq lists its product as uncharacterized. Lineage: Eukaryota; Metazoa; Arthropoda; Insecta; Coleoptera; Nitidulidae. The transcript is spliced from 5 exons. The record is from RefSeq and is a predicted model, not a curated record. Gene Ontology annotation, cellular component: extracellular matrix. The coding region runs from base 22 to 939 and encodes 305 amino acids.
GUUUCGCAGCAUCUUACAAAAAUGUUCUCCAAGAUCUUGGCUGUUGCUACCUUCGUAGCCGUCGCUCAAGCUGGCCUUUUGGACUACCACGGAGCAGCUCAUUCCACCGCCUACACUACCUCCCACAUCUCUCACGCCCCAGUCGUAGCCCACGCUGCUCCCCUUGUACACGCUGCCCCUCUUGUACACGCUGCCCCAGUACUCGCCCACGCCGCCCCAGCCCACCACAACGUAGACUACUACGCCCACCCCAAAUACGAAUACAACUACGGAGUACAAGACCCCCACACCGGCGACCACAAGACCCAACACGAAGUACGUGAUGGUGAUGUAGUGAAGGGCUCCUACACCGUCGCCGAACCCGAUGGCACCCUCCGCACCGUCCACUACACCGCUGAUGACCACAACGGUUUCAACGCCGUCGUAGAGAAGACCGGACACGCCGCCCACGUCGCCCCAGUUGUCAAGAAGAUCGUCGCCGCCCCAAUUGUAGCUGCUCCAGCUCAUUACUACCAUCAUUUUGGUUGGGUUUAUGGGGAUCAAUUUGAAUUCAGAUUCGGACUAGUUCAGACCACAUCAAAAAUGUUUUCUAAGAUUGUCGUAUUGUCCGCCCUCGCCGCCAUCGCCUUGGCCGGAGUCUUCGAGCUGCCCCAGGUUCAACAUGGUGCCCACGAAGCUGUGGAUUAUUAUGCCCAUCCCAAAUAUGAAUUCGCCUACGGCGUUCAAGAUGCCCACACCGGGGACCACAAAUCCCAGCACGAAACCCGCGACGGCGACGUAGUCAAGGGCUCCUACUCCGUGGCCCAGCCUGAUGGUACCCACCUGACCGUCCACUACACCGCCGACGACCACAACGGUUACAACGCAAUCGUUGAAAGGAAAGGGGAACCAGUGCACCCCCAAGUGUACCACCAAGAAGCUCCUCUCUACCACCAUUAAACUAUCACUACUGUGAUUAAUUUUUUAUUCAAUUUUACUAGUCUGAUUAAGUUAUGUGAGAGUUUUUUCAAUAUAUUUUUUAACGUUUGAACAACUGUUA